UCUUCGCGACUUCUCUCCCCGUCAUUUUCCUUUCUCAUCACAUCAGAUUCGUCUUCGUCUCCGAAAACACCGAAACAGAAGAGCAAAAGGGGAAAAAAAAAAAUCCCGAAUUUCCCUAGGUUUCUGGAUUCUUUUCUUCUCUUUUCCACUAUGAUUCAAUCAAGUCUCGUAAUUUCUCUUCUAGUCAUCCUAGGGUUUCUAUUCUCCACAUCCGAAUCUCUCCAAUUCGAGCUCCAAUCGGGUCACAGCAAAUGCAUCGCCGAGGACAUCAAGAGCAAUUCCAUGACGGUCGGAAAGUACAGCAUCGUCAACCCCAACGAGGGAUAUCCCCUUCCCGAAACCCACAAGGUCACCGUUCGGGUGACUUCGCAUUACGGGAAUAGCUACCACUACUCGGAGAAUGUGGAGACGGGGCAGUUCGCCUUCGUGGCGGCGGAGGCCGGAGAUUACAUGGCGUGUUUUUUCGCGCCUGAUCACAAGCCCCAGACCAAGUUGACCGUUGACUUCGAUUGGAAGACUGGCGUCGCCGCCAAGGACUGGUCCAAUGUCGCUAAGAAAGGCUCUGUUGAUGUCAUGGAAUUGGAGCUCAAGAAACUACAAGAUACUGUUACUUCCAUUCAUGAAGAGAUGUUUUAUCUCCGUGAAAGAGAAGAAGAAAUGCAGGAGUUUAACAAAACAACAAAUUCCAGGAUGGCCUGGUUGAGCUUUCUCUCGCUUUUUGUUUCCUUAUCCGUGGCAGGUUUGCAACUAUGGCACUUGAAGACCUUCUUCGAGAAAAAGAAGCUAAUUUAAUGUUAUUCUAUUCUCUUGUAAAUUAUUUCGGAAGCAUUGAACUCCUGAAAUAGAACAAUUUUCAGAUCAACAGUGUUGAGUUACCUGGAAAUUUUACAAACACAUUUUGCAUUACAGAGAUUAUAAUUCGGUUGGGUAUAUAGCCAUCUCA
Molecule: messenger RNA, 943 nt
Organism: Morus notabilis
Lineage: Eukaryota; Viridiplantae; Streptophyta; Magnoliopsida; Rosales; Moraceae
Product: transmembrane emp24 domain-containing protein p24delta9
Exons: 4
Coding region: 151-792 (213 amino acids)
Biological process (GO): endoplasmic reticulum to Golgi vesicle-mediated transport; intracellular protein transport; Golgi organization
Cellular component (GO): Golgi apparatus; endoplasmic reticulum; COPII-coated ER to Golgi transport vesicle
Source: RefSeq, a predicted model, not a curated record